CGCUAAUCUACGCCGACUGAUCGCGGAGCGGAAGACGCGCGUCGCUUUCUGCUUCCUAGCCUAAAUUUAAAUCGUAGUUACGUAGAUCCACGUAGAUCUUUAUUGAUCCGUAAACAUGACUAAACUGGACUAAGCGAGAAUCGCGCGUAAUGUGUAGAAACUACAGAAUGCAUGUAAAUGUAUACCGGUGUUGAAACACUUGUAAAAAAAAAAGGAAAAACAAUGAUAAAAAAAAUGCAAAGCGGCGAUACGGAUAGACAGGAAAUAAUGAAAGAACAGGAAGACCUUCAUAUUUAAAAAAAUUCAGGAAUUUCCAUUCGAUUGUGCCUACAACGCAAUUCCUGUAAAUGUUCUUCGGCGAAGGAAGGAAUCCGCUUUGUAAGAAUCGCGUAGGAUAAAAUACAGGGAGACGUAUGAUUUCUGUAUUAUUGUAGUCUUGAUAAUUAACUACGCCUUGAAGGUGCAAUUUGACUUUUGAAAGCCGCAUAAGUAUUGCACUACGCUAUGCAGAGAGCCGUCCGUUUCGUACACAGGUGUCAUUCGGUGCCAUCGUGUUAAUAAAAUAAAUAGGUUAUGAGUGUAACUGUAAUACCAGUUAACAUUGUAUAUACAAUAACACCUAAUAUAUAUAAAUUUAAAUAUUAUGUCGGACUUGGAGUUGGGAUUGAAGACAGGACGAAGGAGUUAUGAGGAAAUAUUAAAGCAGCGGCAGGAUGAAGGAUAUAAAACCGCAACGACAAACGAACAGGCUCGUGUCGAGGAGAUUGUGCUCAAGUUUUACCGAUCAUGCAGAGAAGGGGAUCCUGUUUUACUUAGGCCCAAACACAUUCAGUUCUUGAAGAAAGCAAUCACUAAUUUAAAUGACACUUACGAGUGUUUGGACUCCAGUAGACCAUGGCUAUGCUUCUGGAUAUUGCAUUCACUUGCGAUAUUAGGAGAACGAUUGGAAAGUGAGGAGUGUUCCCAGAUAGCUGGCUUUCUGGCCAAAUGUCAAUCAUCGACAGGUGGUUUCGGCGGAGGCCCAGGACAAUAUCCACAUUUAGCAUCUACAUAUGCAGCAGUGAACGCAUUAUGCACUAUUGGUACACAAGAAGCAUACGAUGUGAUAGAUAGAAAGAACUUGAAACGGUUCCUAGCGUCCUUGCGCGGAGAGGAUGGUUCUUUCUGUAUGCAUGAAAACGGCGAGGUAGACAUACGUGGGGCAUAUUGUGCUCUUGCUGCCGCCAAGUUGACAAACGUGUACACGCCGGAUAUGUUCAAGGGUACCGCCGAAUGGAUAGCCAAAUGUCAAACAUGGGAGGGUGGUUUCGGCGGUUGUCCGGGAAUGGAGGCUCACGGUGGAUAUGCAUAUUGCGCUUUGGCAGCUCUCGUAAUGCUCGGAAAAACGGAGCUUUGUCAUUUACCGAAGUUGUUGAGGUGGAUUGUAAAUAAGCAGAUGCGUUUGGAAGGCGGUUUCCAAGGACGUACGAACAAAUUGGUAGACGGGUGCUAUUCUUUCUGGCAAGGUGGGACGUUCCCAUUGAUCGCCGCUAUUUUGUCAACGCAGGUAAAGGGGUUUAACAAUUCCGACCAUUGGCUGUUCAACCAAGAGGCCUUACAAGAGUAUAUAUUAACUUGCUGUCAGAAUCCGCAUGGCGGUUUUUUCUCUUCUUUUCUUAGAAAUCGUGACAUAUACCACACAUGUUAUGUUCUUAGUGGAUUAUCGAUUGCGCAAAACUCACCAAUAAAAUCGAUUAUCGGAAGAAGGCUCACGAAUAAGGUAGAAGUGAUCCAUCCCGUUUACAACGUGGAAUACUCCGCCGCGAAAAAGGCGCAGGAGUAUUUUCCUACUUUACCGAUACCAGCCGAUUGAUUCGUCUUAGUUAUUUAAAAUAUAUCUAAUCAUGUUUGUAUGUUUUUCCUAAAAAGAGAAGAUAAGAAAAAAUAUCUUAAAAAAAGAUGAAGUUUAUCUCAAACUGACCAAUGAUGCGCGCGUAAAAAGUUGUUUGUAUAUGAGAAUCCAUACUUGUGAUAUAUAAAAAAAAGAGAACUUUAUAAAAACCACGUUAAUCGAUCUUGAUGCACAUUAUUGGAUAUUGAAAAUUAAAAGGUCGCAUUUUCCCUAUCUUAGUUUUAUCUUAUGUUAAUAAAGUUUAUGAAGAAAA
Molecule: messenger RNA, 2144 nt
Organism: Acromyrmex echinatior (Panamanian leafcutter ant)
Lineage: Eukaryota; Metazoa; Arthropoda; Insecta; Hymenoptera; Formicidae
Gene: Fntb
Product: Farnesyl transferase beta subunit
Biological process (GO): protein farnesylation
Cellular component (GO): protein farnesyltransferase complex
Molecular function (GO): protein farnesyltransferase activity
Source: RefSeq, a predicted model, not a curated record